AACGAACAUACAUAUACGCCUCCAUAAUUUCAAUCAUGAGGAGGAAGUACGGCUAUUCUAUUAUUUCUAGACUUCUUCUCCAACAUACCUUCUUCAAUUUCAUUUUCUAGAAAGUAUAAAAAUAUUUUCGGUUAAAUUAAAUUAAAAAAAUUCACCAGAAAAAAUCAGAAAAAUUAUAAACCACCACGAAAAACCACCCCAAUCACCGAUCUCGUUCUUCUUCCCGAAUACACUCUCCCAACCCUCCGGAGCUCCGCCACCUUCCGGCGCUCCUCCGUCAGCGUCCCCCCCCGGAACCACCAAGUUAUCGAAAAAGCAAACCACUCCACUCACUCUUGUCCCAGGUGGGUUUGGAUGUUUUGUUUCAAUUCUAUUGGGAAUUUUGUGUGGUGAAAGGUUUUAUAAGGUUUGAAAGGGACAGAAGGAUUGAAAAACUAGGAAGUUAUGCAGAAGGAUAGUGGUACAGGAGGUGGAGGUCAGGUACGCAACCGGCGCAGGGGCUCCAACGAGGCUCCUGCUGACGUCAGUAAAGCAAAUGGAGGUCAGUUACUUGUUAAUGAUCACAACAAGUACCGGUCCAUGUGGACGCGUAUUAAGUCAUCGAUUUGGAUGAUCGGUGGAUUCGCCUUAAUAAUCUAUAUGGGCCAUCUUUACAUUUGGGCCAUGAUAGUGGUAAUUCAGAUUUUCAUGGCCAAAGAGCUUUUCAAUCUACUUAGGCGGUCGCAUGAGGAUAAACAGCUCCCAGGGUUUCGGCUACUGAAUUGGCAUUUUUUCUUCACAGCAAUGCUCUUUGUUUAUGGCCGUAUCCUGAACCAAAGACUUGUCAACACAGUCGUUCAAGACAAAUUCUUGUACAAGCUUGUCAGCGCAUUUACAAAGUACCAUAUGGUCACCUGUUAUUUCUUGUAUAUUGCAGGUUUCAUGUGGUUUAUUCUUACUCUUAAGAAGAAAAUGUACAAGUAUCAAUUUGGCCAGUAUGCGUGGACCCAUAUGAUUCUGAUUGUGGUGUUUGCACAGUCUUCUUUCACUGUGGCCAAUAUUUUUGAAGGAAUGUUCUGGUUCCUUCUUCCAGCAUCACUCAUUGUUGUUAAUGACUGUGCUGCUUACUUCUUCGGGUUUUAUUUUGGAAGAACCCCUUUGAUCAAGCUUUCACCAAAGAAAACCUGGGAGGGUUUCAUUGGGGCAUCUGUUACAACUGUAAUUGCUGCAUUUGUGCUUGCAAACUUCUUUGGUCAGUAUCAGUGGCUUACGUGUCCUAGGAAGGACUUAUCCACAGGGUGGCUUCAGUGUGAUCCCGGUCCACUGUUCAAACCAGAGCAUUUCACUCUACCAAGAUGGGUUCCGUUCCCGUGGAGAGAGAUCCAAAUUCUACCAGUGCAGUGGCAUGCUUUGGGUCUUGGUCUAUUUGCAUCAAUUAUAGCACCUUUUGGAGGGUUUUUUGCUAGUGGCUUCAAAAGAGCUUUCAAGAUCAAGGAUUUCGGUGACAGUAUCCCAGGACAUGGAGGUAUUACCGACAGAAUGGAUUGCCAGAUGGUGAUGGCUGUUUUCGCAUACAUUUAUCAUCAGUCGUUUGUGGUCUCUCAGGGUGUUUCAGUUGAGUCGAUUCUAGAAAUGAUUUUGAUGAACCUCACAUUUGAAGAGCAGCGCAUGCUUUAUACAAAACUGGGAGAGCUCAUUCAGGAGAGGCAGUUUGGACAAUCCUGAAGGAUGCACAUCUAACCCCACCCCCUCUGUAGUUUAUGUAGCUCUCAAGUAUGUGAUGUACAUUUUAGCUUUUUGCUGUUACCUUUUGUCGAGGGCCGGUGUUCGCCCAUUAAUGCAUAAGACAGUUGCGCAUUGUAUAGUGCCAUUUUAAGUUCACCGGCCCUCGGUUUUAGAGUAUAGUGAGUGGAUCAGAAUUACAUGCACCACCACAAUACCUAUUUGGAUUAGUAUUCUGAUUGAAGAUGCAUCACAUGUUUUGUUGCUCAAUCAUGCAUCCAGUGUGUAAAUUUUAGAAUGUGAUGAAAAGAUUUUUCGGAUGGGAUUUUAGUUGAACUCCGUGAUGUUUUGUACUUUUGUUCUCUUAGUACUAGAUUUGAGACUGCAUUUCCAAUUAGCC
Oldenlandia corymbosa var. corymbosa is the source of this 2101-nucleotide messenger RNA. Lineage: Eukaryota; Viridiplantae; Streptophyta; Magnoliopsida; Gentianales; Rubiaceae. The record is from the annotation of a GenBank genome assembly.